Molecule: messenger RNA, 2921 nt
Organism: Durusdinium trenchii
Lineage: Eukaryota; Dinophyceae; Suessiales; Symbiodiniaceae
Source: the annotation of a GenBank genome assembly
AGACAGCACUAAAACAUCCUCCAGCGCGGAACACCGGCGGAACACCGGCGGCUUGGCCGUCGUACUCGAUGGCGGAAUGGCCAAGCCAUCCAAAGACGAGGAGGAGAUCGCCGUGCCCGCGCCGGUCUUCAGCGUUACUGCCAAGGACGACAAGGACAAGAUUGCCUUGCCCGAUGCCCACGACCCGGUGACGGGGCAUGGACGAUGGCUUUAUGAGGGCCGACUGGGCGAGGGUGGCUUGGCCACCGUCUUCCGCGCCUGGGAUUGCAAGGGCGGCUUGGGCUUCGUGGCGGUCAAGGUCCUGAAGAAGCACUCCAAGGCGCAUGCGAGACAUGCCUUUGCGAUGCAUCGGGAAAGCCAAUGGUCCUUGGAGCGGCUCCACAAUCGAGCUGAUCCAAGGUACUCUGAAGAGCAUGCCAAGCUCUUCGCAAGGUACCUGGAGGAUCACACAGGCUUCGUGGAGCUGGGCCCGGAGGACUUCGAGGAACGGCGCAAGGACUUCGAGUCGCCCAGCUUCGAUUGGUACAAGCAGCGUAUUGAUUUGCCCAUUGCCAGCAAGCCGUACGUGGUCAUGGAGCUGGUGAAAGGCGAGACUUUGCAAGUGGCGAUGCCCAGCAUGUCAGCGACCGAGAAGCGCCAGGUCAUUCUGCAGUGUGCCACCGCCCUGGAGUACUUGGAGCGUUUCCACAUGAUCCACCGAGACUUCCGCGGCUGCAACAUGCACCUCAUCGCCCGGGAAAAGCCGAACGAGUCUUGCCAACUGAAGAUUUUGGAUUUGGGCGUCAUGAUCUCUUCAGAGGCUGGCAUGGAGGUGAAUUGCAACAUGGCCGUCCAGGCCUUCCGGCGGCGUGGCGAGACCGAAGAGAAGCGGAAACGCUACGAUUGGCUGCCAUGGGAGGUGCGCUCGGCCUGCGACGAGCUGCAGGGCGCGGUGAAGAACUUCGAGCCGCCAGGACAUUCCUUCGACGCCUUUAGCUUGGGAGUCUUGAUUCUUCAUCUCUUGCUGGGCAAGACCAAGGCCAGAUCUGUUUUGGACAGCCUCCAAGAUCAUCCAGAAAGGACGCCGGAUGGCUGUGGCAUCGGUGUACCAAAAGAAUUGCUGGGUAAUUUGCUCGCAGAGGCGGCGAAGCGGCCACGGCCACGGGAGGUGUGCGCUCAGCUGGUGCCGUUGAGGCUGAAAUCGCCUCAGAAAGAGGCGGCGGUCAGCGCGGAGAAGGCAGAAGCCACUCCUGCAGUUCCGAGCUGUCACACUGUGAGCCAUACGACCACGAAGAUGGAAGGCAGCAGUGAUGAGGAGGGUGAGAUGGAGGUUGUGGAGAUGGAUACCAAGAAGGGCACAGAGACAAUAGGCCAAAAGAAAGACAAUGAUACAGCUGCAAAGGAGGCAGCGGCCAAAGAAGCAGCUGCAAAGAUAGCAGCUGCCAAAGAGGCAGCUGCCAAAGUGGCAGCUGCAAAGAAAGCAGCUGCCAAAGAGGCCGCUGCAAGGGAAGCAGCCGCCAAAGAGGCAGCUGCAAAGGAAGCAGCCGCCAAAGAGGCCGCUGCGAAGGAAGCAGCCGCCAAAGAGGCCGCUGCAAAGGAAGCAGCCGCCAAAGAGGCCGCUGCGAAGGAAGCAGCCGCCAAAGAGGCAGCUGCAAAGGAAGCAGCCGCCAAAGAGGCAACCGCCAAAGAGGCAGCAGCCAAAGAGGCAGCUGCAAAGGAAGCAGCCGCCAAGGAGGCAGCUGCCAAAGAAGCAGCUGCCAAAGAGGCAGCCAAAGAAGCGGCAACAAUACCCAAGCACGACGUGGGUAGAAGAAGCAAAAGCCGCAGCCGAAGCAGGAACCGGAAGGAAUCCAGCUUGGAAAGGAAGCAGCGACUGCGUCGGGAACGAGCACGGCACUUGCUCCCCGAAGACCCUGCACGGUCACAAGCCCCAGAGGAGAAGGCGGCCAAACGGCCCCUCGCGGAGGAAACGGCGCCGGAUGCAGAUGCUGCGGGUGCACCGGCCAAGGAGGCCAGAAGAGAUGUGCGCGACGUGACGCAUGUCUCCGUGCUGGACCUUCUGCGUCGGCAGCAGGCUGUUGAAAAGGAACAAGAGGAGGUCGCCGAGGCUCGGAGGAAAGAGCAGAGGCUGCAAGCCCAGAAGCAAGAGGAAAGACGAGCCGAGGAGGAGCGACAAAAGCAGGCCCAGCAGGCACUCCAAAUGCAGGCUCAGUACCAGCAGAUGCAGAUGCAGAUGCAAUGGGCUCAACACGCCGAAUUGCUUCAGCGGCACCUCUUGGGCGCCUUUCCCGGUGCUUUUCCCGGCUUUCCCGGCGCUUGCGGCUUUGGGACGCCCAUGACAGCCUUGCAGGCAGCUCCAUCGGUGCCAGCAGGACCAGUGCCCGGCGUGGUCUCGAAGGCAUCGGCUCCACCGCCGAAGCCGGCCGACGCCGCGUCGCCGGCUGGCCCGGCGCAGGGUGGACUCGAUCGUGCGAAGAAAGGCGAGGGGCCUCAAUCAUGCCACAUUGUGACAAGCCUUGUAAUUAGGAGGGAUGUUCAUUGACUUUCCAUCUUAUCCCGGCGGUGUAAGUGGCGGUGCAUUUAUCUCUCAGGGUCUGAGAAUUUGGAGACACAGUUCCUUUGAUUCAAGACCUGAGAGUACACAUGCCCCGAAGCCCAAGAAUGUCCUCUCCACUGUUCGCUUUGUCAGAAGGUUGACCCGUCCACUGUCAAGCGAGAAGGAAGAACAUCAAGCAACACCAGAUCCGUAUCGCAUCUCAGGCUUGUCUCCCCACAAAGACAGCGACGCGUGUUGCAGUUUUCGGUUUGUGCAUGGAAAUCCAUCUUUGCACCAGGCACAAGACCGAUACCGCGAGCCCUAAAACACCUUUGACAAUGGCCCACACAUGUACUAUAGCUGUGUUAGUCUGGCAUGUGCUGUGCCAUGGCGUUUUGUGUGCCAC